AGCGAUUGAUUAAAAUAAAUGAAAAAUAAAAUUCAAAAAAAUCGACCAAUAGAUAUAAUAAUUUUUCUGAGAAGCUCUAUAUUAAUCUCAUGUCAGCAGAAAUCAUUAAAGUGACUUCUCUUUUAAUAUAUAGGGGAUAUUAAUUACAUAUGGGUUAAUGACCAAGUGAUUGGCAAAUUGUUGGCCGUCGAAGAUUAAGCAACAAACAGGUCUAAAUAUUUUUCCCUUAAAACUUUUAAACCUUUUUAGUAAUGGUCAGAUCACAUGAAUAAUCCAAGUUAUCCAACACACUGUCAUUAUUUUCAAACUAAAUGGUUAAUAUUAUCAUAUAGUUCAAUUAUUUUAAAAUUAUCAAAAUGAAUAAGUAUAUUCGGUUUGUUUUAUGUUUACAUAAUACAUAUAAUAUUUGACAAUUACAAACUAAUGUGUAAUCCAAUUUUAAUAUAUACACAAAAAUAUACAAUAUAAUAUAUUAUAUUUUUAUUAACACCACAAACUCACCCGCGCAUAGCAUUUUUAGCACCAAAAAUAUACAUUAUAAUAUAUUAUAUAUUAGCUUCAAAAAUAUACAAUAUAAUAAUAUUAUGCAAUAUUUAUAUUUAUCAAGUUACUAAUUAUAUGUAAUGUACAAUUAUUUGAAAUUGACUAUCUAAUACUAAUUUUAUUCCGUGCAAGGCAAAAAUCUUAUCCUAGUAAAUAGUAAAAGGAUGAAAAUAUUGUUUUCUUAAAAAAUCUCCAAUUGAUAGUGUUACAAAAAAAAAUAUAAUUUACCAAAAACUAAAAUCUACUUUAGAAUCUACAAACAACCAACUUUUUAAGGUUUUGUCUAGGUCAAACAUACUUGCGAGACCGGCUAUAACGCUAGAAUUUAGUUGAGUCUUUUGAUGGGUUGCGAUAGAAUCAGUGCCCUGCCGGAUUGUUUGAUAACUGAGAUACUCUUAUGGCUUCCGACCAUGGAUUCUGUUAAGACAAGCGUUUUAUCGACCCGGUGGAGAAACCUAUGGCUUGAUGUUCCAGGGCUAGACAUUAAAUUCCUUUCUAGCAAUGCUAAUACAAUCACUAGCUUCAUUAAAAGAUUUCUGGAAUUUAACAGCGAUGCACGCCUGCGAAAGUUCAAGAUAACGUAUGACACGUCCAAGGGUCAUGAUCCCUUUGGAAUCAGAGAGUGGAUCGCCACAGCUAUAAAUCGAGGAGCUCAGCAUUUAGAUGUGGUUUACACAUUUGUUAGGUAUAUGUCUUUCAAAGAGUUCAUGCCUCUAGACAUUUAUAAGAGCAAGACAUUGGUGUCUUUAAAGCUUGUAGAAGUAGGGAUGUCUAAUCCCGACUUUGUUGUUUCUCUACCUUGUCUGAAGAACAUGCAUCUUGAAAAAGUUACGUACAGUGGUAAGGAUCCUUCAUUCAUGGAGAAGCUCAUCUCAGGCUGUCCGGUUCUUGAAGAUCUAACAGUGUUCAGGUCGUCUGAUGAUAACGUACUGGCUCUUCGUGUGAGAUCUAAGAGUCUUAAGAGGUUUAGUGUAAGGUCUAACCGCUGGAGUAGAAUCCAUAGUAGGGAGUUCGCGCUGGAGAUUGAUGCUCCGGGACUCAAAUAUAUGAAGUUAGGAGAUCAAAAGUCUGAAAGAAUCGUGGUGAAGAAUCUAAGAUCUUUGUUUAUGGUCGACAUUGAUUCCAUAUUCAAUGUUGGACGUAACACUAAUUUGGAAAUGAAGAAAGAUACUAUCCGUGAUUUUCUCAAUGGUAUUUCUUGCGUAAGGCAUAUGAUCGUCUCUCAGCUUACUCUGGAGGUAUGCACACCUACUCUUGAUGCAUAUAUAAUAAUUAGUCUUCGGAUUAUUCUUACACUGACAAAAAUUUAGUUUAGUUCUUUAUGGGCUUCUGACAAAAAAAAAGUUGUGACCUGAAACCGUUAUUUU
Messenger RNA from Brassica rapa (field mustard), 1910 nucleotides. RefSeq names its product F-box/FBD/LRR-repeat protein At2g26030-like. The record is from RefSeq and is a predicted model, not a curated record. NCBI's taxonomy places the organism in Eukaryota, Viridiplantae, Streptophyta, Magnoliopsida, Brassicales, Brassicaceae. Gene Ontology annotation, molecular function: protein binding.